CUACAACCUUCCACCUUACAUCACGCAUGUCAGAGGUGUCGCACAUCGCAACCCUCUCUCGCAUCCAACAAGCACUUAAGUGUAAGAGUAGGUCGGAUAAUACUAUGGCGACCAACUCGACGAACUUUUAUGAUCUAUAUCGUCAUGGAAGCCUGGGAACGACUCUGACCGAUGCGCUCGAUGACCUUAUUGGGGCCGAGCGCAUCGAUCCUCAGUUGGCGAUGAAGGUCCUGACCCAGUUCGACCGCAUUGUUGCCGAGUCCCUGUCGGAAAAGGUCAAGGCUCGAUUGACUUUCAAGGGCUCGCUCGAUACCUACCGCUUUUGCGACGAAGUCUGGACCUUCUUGAUCAAGAACGUAACGUUUAAGAUGGAUAACGGCAGCCACUCCGUUGUGGCCGACAAAGUCAAGAUUGUCAGCUGCAGCGCGAAACGCACCGAUGAGAAGUAGGACAUCUACCAUUGACUACAUGUGACGUUUCGGCUAGUUUAGGAGAUCUCUUGAAAAGGAUUAUACCCAGACAGUUCGGCAUGCCAAUAGGAAAGAUAGAUCAAUGACUCCCGAAUCGUCACGUAAAUACGCGUGUAUUAUUGUAAUCUGUACCUUCCCCACACCGCACUAACUCAGGUCCUGUAUACUCCAAUCCCUGGAUGUUUGUUAGUGGGGAACUCUCCAAGAUUUGAAAGGCGUUAACAACUUAAAGCUCGCUCUAAAGGUUUUUCGCCGAGGUAAAAGCUAUUGGAAUCCCUAUUUUAUAAUCUCGGAGGCAUUUCCCUAUCCUAGAAAUACCUAUUAAAGGCUUUUCCUAGCCGGUAUAUUUAUUGUGAUCUUUCCUAUUUGUUAGUAUCUACCAAAGUACCACG
This is a messenger RNA of Lasiosphaeria miniovina, 862 nucleotides long. RefSeq names its product transcription initiation factor IIA, gamma subunit-domain-containing protein. The coding region runs from base 27 to 449 and encodes 140 amino acids. Lineage: Eukaryota; Fungi; Ascomycota; Sordariomycetes; Sordariales; Lasiosphaeriaceae. The transcript has 3 exons. Gene Ontology annotation, molecular function: TBP-class protein binding; RNA polymerase II general transcription initiation factor activity. Gene Ontology annotation, biological process: RNA polymerase II preinitiation complex assembly; transcription initiation at RNA polymerase II promoter. The record is from RefSeq and is a predicted model, not a curated record. Gene Ontology annotation, cellular component: transcription factor TFIIA complex.